Messenger RNA from Stylonychia lemnae, 918 nucleotides. The record is from the annotation of a GenBank genome assembly. Lineage: Eukaryota; Ciliophora; Spirotrichea; Sporadotrichida; Oxytrichidae.
AUGAAUUGGUUGAGUAGCAAGGAACAAAAUGGAGGUGGAAUUUUUGUUGAUGCAAUCAAUUCAAUGAUAGAAAUUAAUGAGAGUUAAAUUAUAAAUGCCUCAGCAAACAUCAAUGGUGGGUUUAUUAAUAUGAAUUUGGGAAGUUCAAUAAAUAUUUUUUCCACUAAUAUUACUUUCAUCAGAGCUUUUAAUAAGGGAUCGUUAAUUUAUACCAAUUAGGUAAUUGAAUCAAUUUAUUUGAAUGAAAAUUAAAUUCAAUGUGAGUAGCCAGAUACUGAAUAUGAUGAUGAUACUAAUUUGCAAAAGUCAAUUUAUAAAUAUGGUGGAACUAUUUAUGCUAUGAAUUCAAACUUUAUUUGCUCUAGGCUAAACACUUAUUAAAAUUGCCAUAAUAGAAACUAAGGUGGAAUGUUCUAUCUAUAAAAUUCAAGCUUAGUUGAGUAUAAUUCUACCUACAUAAACUUUUCAUCAGUUUAAGGUGGAGUAUUUUAUGCUAUUGAUUCAGAAUUAUAAAUCAAUAAGACUUUAUUUUAAAAUAUAAAAGCAUUUGAUGGUGGCCUAAUAUAUGUUGAGAAGAGCAGUAAUAUAACUUUAGACAGUAUUGAAACUUAAAAUUCGAUUGCUUUAAAUGAUGGGGGACUUAUAUAUGCAAUUGGUAGAGAUGAAUCUAGUUCAUGUAUCAUUAAAUUGAUCAAUUUCAAUUAUUUCAAUUAGAGCAUUGCAUAUUAAAAUGGUGGGUGUUUCCAUUUUAAUCACUCAUUGCUUUUAUUUUAGAACAAUUAGCCAAUAUUGAUUGAUAACAGCAGGGCUUUAAAUACUAUGUUUGCUAUUAAGGGGGCAUUUUUACUUUAAUAAAUUCAAGUUUUUCAGAUGUCUAAUCAAAUUACAUGUACAAUAGUGCAAUUAAAGGGGGAGUGA